This is a messenger RNA of Bombina bombina (fire-bellied toad), 367 nucleotides long. RefSeq names its product putative nuclease HARBI1. The transcript is spliced from 2 exons. The coding region runs from base 17 to 349 and encodes 110 amino acids. The record is from RefSeq and is a predicted model, not a curated record. NCBI's taxonomy places the organism in Eukaryota, Metazoa, Chordata, Amphibia, Anura, Bombinatoridae.
GUUUGGUGUUUUAAAAAUGCGCUUUCGCUGCCUGGACAGAUCAGGGGGAAAUCUCCAAUACAGUCCUGAAAAAGCAAUAACAAUCAUAGUGUCAUGUUGCUAUCUACAUAACAUGGCACAGGAGCAUGGGAUGUUGAACGAUUUACUUCCACCACCACAGCCCCCAGGUGAAAUCUUUGAGCCUGAUGUAAUUUAUCAUCCCCAACCACUCAAUGCCCAUUUGGAGAGAACUGAACUAUUCAAAAUUUAUUUUCAGAUUGAAGAUUGUCAGUUACAGAUUCUCAGAAAUGGAAUACCACUCCCCUUCCUCUCGCCUCAUCCUUAUAUUUACCACAUUUUCCCUAAAUAAAUGUGUACUUUACUCAAA